Messenger RNA from Gaeumannomyces tritici R3-111a-1, 1071 nucleotides. RefSeq lists its product as hypothetical. Lineage: Eukaryota; Fungi; Ascomycota; Sordariomycetes; Magnaporthales; Magnaporthaceae. The transcript has 6 exons. Bases 1 to 1071 code for a protein of 356 amino acids. The record is from RefSeq and is a predicted model, not a curated record.
AUGUUGACCGUCCCCGACCUGCAGAGGAUGUUGGAAGAAAAUGAAGAGAGAGCACAGUGUGCCUCGGACUUUUCCAUUCCCGUCUUAUUUCUUUUUCCUACUCUUGCCUUGUCCAGCGCCCCGUGGUUCCAAGGCCUUGUAACACUCGGGCACGGCAUGUUGGAUUCCCACAGCUGCCGAGGCCGAGAGGGCCAGUGCCGCACGGCUAUCUGCGGCCUUUUUGAUAUCUCAAGUUGGCACACACACAGAUCAUGCCCUCAUGGGCCUGUCAGUUCACCCGCUUGGGCCCCUGUCGUCUCGGCGGUCCAGCGAACGGGCGGACACGGCCUCUUUGGCUGUGGCCGUACUGUACGAGUCUCCCAACCCCCCGAUUUGGGGUGGCCCUCUUCAGCCUCUCCCCUUGUAGAAGAUCAGAUCGACACCCCCGUGGACGAGGAUGGCCCGCUGGAUGUUACGGACGACGGGUCGGCCCCCUUGCUCCUUGGCCGAACGCCGCCCGAGAGCGGACGCCCCGCGCCGCCGGGCAUGGGCGUGUGCGUGUGUGUGACGAUGUGCCGCAUGUUAUACGCCCACACCAUACCUACUGGCAGAACAGGUCUAGAUCGCCCCUUCAAGGCCGUACCGAUAAACGGGAGCGAGGGGUUAAAGAGGGAUCUCUCUCCCUACCCCCCUCCUUCCGAGACCUCUAAGAUAAGUGUCUGGGCCACGUGGGAGGAGACGCGCGUGCCCAAGAUGGACUGGAGCGGGCGUCUGGGUUGGUCUGCCUGGGUUGGUCUACCUGGGUACAUGUCUCUAGCAGGUCCCUGGCCCGCGGAUGCACAAAAUGUGGAGCGCGAGCACGACACCAGCCCAUUGUCGAGUCUGGUACUGGGUGGGGCCCUGCAUGGCGGGAGCGGAUCAGGAACAUGCCGGGCAGCCAGAGCUGACUGUCAGCCAAGGGACCGAACAUCGAUUGACCGUGUGCACGUGCACAGGCCAUGCGUGUGCGGAGCGAACACUCCGGGCCUGUUAUUCGCUGGAGAGAGUGCUAUGCAACCUGAACUGAGCAUAAUGCUUCGAGGGCAUGGAUAA